AACUGCGUCAUUUGCAUUCUCAGUUGUGAGACAAAAGGGCAUUUUUUUUUUCGUGUUCGCCGGGGAUUUAAAAUACAGCAGCUAAGGCUGCGAACGGACAACCCUCAGUAAGCGUAAUUAUAUUUACAUAGGUGGGAAUCCAGGAGGUGUUCUGCAGUUCUGUCAACACAGUUCAUCAGCUGGAAAUAAAGCAGAACCAGGAGGAGAGACUACAAUAUCGUCACGAUGACCCAGAAAAACAUCUCGACAAGACCCAUUGUCAUUGCCAUUAUCGUCGGCGCCAUCAUCAUCGGUGUCGGGUUGGCCAUUGGGCUUGGAGUUGGUCUCAGAGACAGCGAUGAUGACGUCAUCGCACCGGUUGCGAACGGGGAGAAGUACAAGUCCUCGACUGGAACAUUUCAAUACGCUGCCGUGGUCGCGGACUCAGAAGUCUGCUCCGACAUUGGGAAUGACGUGUUGGCUCGACUGCGAGGUAACGCCAUGGAUGCCACUGUAGCCGCCCUGUUCUGUACUGGACUCCUCAGUGCUCACAGCUCGGGAAUUGGAGGAGGUUCUUUCUACACUAUAUACCACAAGUCCAGUAAUACUUUCCACAACGUGGACAGCCGUGAGACGGCCCCAGCUGCCGCUACACAGGACAUGUUCCAAAGUGAGGAGGACCAGCCCAAGUCUCGCCUAGGUGGAAUGGCUGUCGCAGUUCCCGGCGAGGUGCUCGGCCUUUAUGAAGUUCACCAACGAUUUGGCACCGUUCCCUGGAAGAGUCUGGUCAUGCCAACAGUCAAACUUUGUGAGGAGGGAGUCCCGCUGACCGAGGCCACACACAAUGCGCUUGAUAGCAUUCCGGACAAGACUAAGUUUGCGCCAUACUUCAACCCUGACCUGAGUCCAAAAGCGGCUGGUAGUUUGAUCAAAUUGCCAGAACUCGCCCGGACAUUUCGCACCAUCGCUGAUGACCCUUUCUCCUUCUAUAACGGAUCUCUGGCGGCUGAUAUAGUCAGUGACAUUGCUGAUGAAGGGGGCAUAAUCACAGCAGGAGACCUAGCCAACUACACGCUGACGCCAUCGACCCCUACCAACAUGAGUCUACCUGGGGGGUAUCAAGUCUUCUCAACACCCCCGCCAGGCAGUGGACUGGUCCUCAGCUAUAUUCUUGGAAUUUUAUCCGGAUACAACAUGGACCCCAGCAAUAUUGCCACGACUGAGGGGGAAAUACUUACAUAUCAUCGUAUUGUGGAGGCCUUCAAGUUUGCAUUCGGCAAGAGAUCGGAACUUGGGGAUGAUCUUUUUCACGAUAAUUCAGAGAACUAUGUCAACAUGACGUCUCUGGCCGACUGUGAGAAGAUCAGGCAGCGUAUCAGUGACGCGACGACACACGACACCACCUUCUAUAACCCAACCUUCUCCGUGGCCAAUGACAGCGGUACUGCCCACAUCUCCGUCAUAGAUGGUGAAGGGAACGCAGUGUCCGUCACAAGUACAAUUAACACUUAUUUCGGAAGCAAGGUCCGCGGCUCGAGGACUGGUAUCGUGUUCAACAACGAGAUGGACGAUUUCUCCACCCCUGGAACUGUCAACUACUUUGGCCUGCCCGCCUCUCCUGCCAACUUCAUCCAACCAGGCAAACGUCCCAUGUCCUCCAUGUGUCCGGCCAUAGUGUGGGACAACAACGAGCAGAGGGUCAAGAUGGUCUCUGGAGGUGCCGGAGGGAGCAAGAUCACGACUGCUACUGCUUUGAAUAUCAUUGACGUCCUGUGGCUGGGCAUGUCCUUGCCCGAAUCCAUAGACAAGCCAAGACUUCACCACCAGCUCGUACCCCCUGCUGUACAGCUGGAGACAACGUUCAGCAAGGUUAUUGCAGAUGGGUUGAAGGCCAAAGGUCACACCACCCAGGAGCAGUUUGGCAAAUCCGUGAUGCAGGCCAUCUAUGUGCGAGACGACGGCUCGAUUGUGGGAACAGCGGACUACCGCAAGGGAGGAAUACCGAAAGGAUUUUAAGAUAUUUGUGUUAAUCCGGUCGAAAGAUAUAAUCGUUUUGUACCAAGUAGAAGUGUGUACAUGGAAACGUAUGCAUUCGUUUUAGCGUGAAAAUAGUGUGUGUUCGCAUGAAUGAAUAUAAUAUGCACUCGGGAGCAUGAAGGCUAUAUUGAAACUUACGGAUUGAAAUCAUCCGCAUGAGCGCUUAGUAUCUACAGAAACUUUAGCUUGAUGAUAACUGAUAAUUUAUUUCACUAGUAAUUAGGAUUUAUAUAGCUCGAAGCAAGACAAUUGUUGACUUCGAAAAGUAAUUUUAACACACCCGCUACGAGUUUUAAAUCUCACGUGUGAGAAGAGAAAUAUUAUAGAUACCUUGUACUCCACCAGAUGCCAUGUGCGACAUAAACUUGAAUAGGUGCACACAGAAAUGAGUAAGGCAAUAUGACCAAAAGAUUUUACAAAUGAAUAAGAUCGUUUCUGUAAUUGUUACAUGUAUAAGUGUUUCAAUUCAGGGUGUGUUCCAUUUUUCCUCUUGGUUUCUUUUUUCAUUGUUCCUCUCAUAAUCGUAAGAAUGUUCCAUGACGUUGAAGGAUGCUUACAAUCAAUAGGAUAGCACAUAAUAUUUUAGGAGAAACAAAUGAAAGAUUGGAUACGUAUACAGUUUUCGUAAUGUUACAGACCAAAACAAAUCCAAUACAAAAACAAUGUGGUUUUUUAAAUUUGGCAUACUACUGUUAAUGGCAUGAGUAUAUAAAUUAUGAGAUAGUACAUGUUUUCUAGUGUGCUGCAUGUGUGUAUCUUUUUUGCAUGUUCGCACACUCUCACUGUGUGUGUAUAUUUUAGAGACAGAGAGAGAGAGAGAGAGAGAGAGAGAGAGAGAGAGAGAGAGAGAGAGAGAGAGAGAGAGUGAGAGAGAGAAAGAGAGAAAGAGAGAAAGAGAGAGAAACAUGGAGGGAGAGAGAUGGAACCGGAUGGAGAGAUAUGGUUGAGUGACAAGGAGGCGUAGGAAGGGUUAAGAGAAGGGAGGGGAAGAAGAGUGAAGGAGAGACAGCCAGCCAAACAGACAGGGAGAGAGAGAGAGAGAGAGAGAGAGAGAGAGAGAGAGAGAGAGAGAGAGAGAGAGAAGAGAGACAGAGCGACAGACAGACAGACAGACAGACAGACAGAGAGACAGAGAGACUAUUGUGUUAUAAAGACAACUAAGCUUCCUUUCAUGUACAUUGAAUUUUUUUCUAAUUGUUUUCUGAUUUUUAUGACAUCUAAAAUGUUCUACAAAAUAUACUAGAUUCAGUAGAAACAAUGCACGUAUUAUCAUCUACUUUAAAAUACACGGUAUUUUUUACAAAGGCCAAUUUAUGUUAAAAUCUUGAACA
Molecule: messenger RNA, 3347 nt
Organism: Aplysia californica (California sea hare)
Lineage: Eukaryota; Metazoa; Mollusca; Gastropoda; Aplysiida; Aplysiidae
Product: glutathione hydrolase 1 proenzyme
Exons: 13
Coding region: 226-1995 (589 amino acids)
Biological process (GO): glutathione catabolic process
Cellular component (GO): plasma membrane
Molecular function (GO): glutathione gamma-glutamate hydrolase
Source: RefSeq, a predicted model, not a curated record